Colletotrichum graminicola M1.001 is the source of this 1071-nucleotide messenger RNA. RefSeq lists its product as uncharacterized. The transcript is spliced from 2 exons. Bases 1 to 1071 code for a protein of 356 amino acids. Gene Ontology annotation, biological process: retrograde vesicle-mediated transport, Golgi to endoplasmic reticulum. NCBI's taxonomy places the organism in Eukaryota, Fungi, Ascomycota, Sordariomycetes, Glomerellales, Glomerellaceae. The record is from RefSeq and is a predicted model, not a curated record.
AUGACGGAAGCGACAACAGACGAUGCGGCCGCCCAGCGCGCGGCGGAACAAGUUCGAAUCCGUAAGGCCAAGCGGGAGGCCAAGAUUCGCGCCGGCGGUGCGUCGAGAUUGAACAAGAUCACCGGUUUAGGUGGAGGAUUCCAGCGAGAUGAUCCCGCUCCCACUCCCCCGUCGACCACAUCAUCCCCGGCCCCCUCAGCGACAUCGGGCCUCCCUAAGCCCAACGCGAGCUCCGAACAUGCAGACCCUGAGGAGAUCGACAUCUCCCAGCACUACUACGAGCCAGUCUCAACUCCCCGUCCCUCUGCCACAGGCCCUCCCCUCGACCCCAACGCCAUGACCGAGGACCAGCUGCGCCAGAUGAUGCUUGGCUUCGACAGACCUGGUCCCGGCGGCGCAGGCGGAGCCCCGCACAUGAACCCUUUUGCGGGUCCCGGCGGCAUGGGGGCAGGCGGCAUGCCCGGCGGCGAGGACGACCCUCUGAUGAAGAUGCUCUCACAGAUGAUGGCUGGCGGAGGAGGUCCCGGCGGCAUGCCCGGGUUCCCCGGAGCCGGCGGCGCGCAGGGUGGCUUCCCUGCCGGAUUCCCUGGAAUGCCUGGAAUGCCUGGCAUGCCCGGCAUGCAAACGCCCGAGCAGGCCAAGGCCUCAUCAUCUGCAUACCUCUGGCGCAUCGUCCACGCCGUCUUCGCCAUUUCCCUGGGCUUGUACAUAGCCCUGACGACGACCUUUUCCGGCACCAAGCUUGAGCGAGAGCGUACGGCGCUGGCAUACAACUACCCCGCCGGUAGCGACGAAGCGGUCACUGACGUCAACAGCAUGGAGAAGGGCCGCGAAGUCUUCUUCUGGAUCUUCGCAACGACCGAGGCCAUCCUGCUCACCACGCGGUUCUUCAUCGAGCGUGGCCGCGCGCCGGCCGGAGGCAUGCUGUGGACUGUUGUUGGGUUCUUGCCCGGUAACAUCAAGACCUAUGCGGCGACACUACUCCGAUACGGACAGAUUUUUGCCACGGUCAGGAGUGAUAUCCUUGUCUGUAUUUUCGUCUUGGGUGUCGCUUCGUGGAUACGUGGUUGA